This is a messenger RNA of Anastrepha obliqua, 2202 nucleotides long. RefSeq names its product transportin-1-like. Gene Ontology annotation, cellular component: nucleus; cytoplasm. Lineage: Eukaryota; Metazoa; Arthropoda; Insecta; Diptera; Tephritidae. Bases 1 to 2202 code for a protein of 733 amino acids. The record is from RefSeq and is a predicted model, not a curated record. Gene Ontology annotation, molecular function: nuclear import signal receptor activity; small GTPase binding. Gene Ontology annotation, biological process: protein import into nucleus. The transcript has 6 exons.
AUGACGUGGGAACCGCAAGCCGAAGACUUAAAAGAACUAAUUACAGUCCUCAAACAGGCUCAGUCGCUGGAUAAAGCCGCUCAAAUAGCUGUUAAACAGAAACUAGAGGAAUUGAAUCAACAUCCCGAUUUUAAUAAUUACCUGAUGUAUGUACUGACGAAACUAAAAACUGAGGAUGAGCAAACACGUUCUCUAAGUGGUCUAAUUUUAAAAAAUAGCAUCUGGAUUCAUAGAAAUACUCUACCGCCAGAGACUAUUGAAUAUAUCAAGCAUGAAUGUUUGCAAGCUAUCGGAGAUCCGUCACCUCUGAUAAGAGCCACUGUUGGUAUAUUGAUCACUACUAUCACCAGCAAUGGCCGUUUACAAAAUUGGCCCCAAUUACUUCCCUCUUUGUGUGACAUGUUGGACUCGCAGGACUAUAAUGUAUGUGAAGGUUCUUUCAGUACUUUACAAAAGAUAUGUAAAGAUGACUUGGGUGUAAUCAAUCGGUCUCUAAACGUGAUGAUUCCGAAAUUUCUUCAAUACUUCAACCACAAUAGCCCGAAGAUACGUUCACAUGCCAUAGCUUGUAUCAACCAAUUCAUUGUGAACCGAUCACAGGCUCUGAUGCUACACAUCGACGCAUUCAUUGAAAGCUUAUUUAACCUAACGUCCGAUGAAGAUUAUGAGGUAAAAAAGAAUGUAUGUCGCGGGUUGGUGAUGCUGUUAGACGUUCAUAUGGAUCGUUUGCUGCCGCAUAUGUCACAAAUUAUUGAGUAUAUGCUCAUACGCACCCAAGACUCAGAUCUAAGUGUAGCAUUAGAAGCGUCAGAAUUCUGGUUAUCUCUCGCUGAACAGAAUAUUUGCAGAGAAGUGUUGGCACCCUAUUUAUGGCAGCUGGCUCCAAUAUUAGUACGUGGAAUGCGAUGCUCUGAAAUUGAUAUUAACCUGCUAUACGGCAAUGUUGAGGAGAGCGUCUUAAUGCCUGACCUUGACGAGGACAUACGUCCUGAACUCCACAGAUCUUGUACGCACAAGUCGAAAUCUGACGAAAACAAUGUUGAUGAUGUGCUAGAUGAUGACAGUUCACUACCAAAAUGGGAUUUGCGCAAAUGUAGCAUCGUUACACUGACUGCGUUAGCAAAUGUUUUUCGGGAAGAAUGUCUACCUAUUUUUCUGCCCAUUAUCAAGGAUACUCUGUUUCCUCAGGAAUGGAAUAUCAAAGAGAUUGGAAUUGGUACACUGGGUGCUAUUGCCGAGGGCUGCAUGCAGGGUAUGAUCCCAUAUCUCCCCGAAAUCAUACACUACUUGAUCAGUUGUUUGUCGGACCAGAAAGCAUUGGUUCGCUCUAUAACUUGCUGGACAUUAUCGCGCUAUGCUAACUGGGUAGUAAACCAGCCACAUGACCAAUAUUUGAAACAGUUCAUGGAAGAACUACUAAAACGCAUAUUAGAUUCUAAUAAGCGUGUUCAAGAGGCAGCUUGCUUCGCACUCGAUACCCUUAUGGAGGAGGCUAGCACCGAAUUGGUGCCAUAUUUAGAAGAUAUAUUAAAAGCUUUAUCAUUGGCCCUCUUAAAAUAUCGAGAUACAAAUUUGCUUAUACUAUAUGACACAGUUAGAACUCUAGCCGACUCUGUGGGUCAUCAUCUCAACAAACCACAAUACAUCGAUAUUUUAAUGCCUCCAUUAAUUGAAAAGUGGAAUUUCACAAAGGAUGACGACAAAGACCUAUUUCUUCUUUUGGAGUGCUUGUCAAGCAUCGCAACAGUUUUACAAUCAGGAUUUUUACCUUACUGCGAUCUAGUUUAUCCGCGUUGUAUUUCACUUAUCGAACAGACGCUGAAUCAAGACAUGGCAUGUAAAACUAAUCCUGAUCUCGACCAUCCAGAUAAAGUGAGAAUGAUUGGUGCUUUAGACUUAUUGACAGGCGUGACAGAAGGUUUGGCGGGACAUAUUGCGCCACUAGUCGCCAACAGCAAUAUCACACAUUUAGUGCACCACUGCAUGAAGGAUACAAAUAUAGACGUGCGAGAUUCGUCGAUCGGAUUGUUGGGAGCAUUAAUUAAAACCUGUUUCCAGCAUGUGUAUCCAUUCUUUGGAAAAUUGGUACCAAUUUUAUUUAAAAAUAUGUGUGGCCCUAACGGGUUGGCCGCUUGCCUCGCUUAUGGCGAAAUUUGCGAGAGAGUGACGGUCGAAGAACUUGAGAAGUACCCACGUGAAUGA